Spizellomyces punctatus DAOM BR117 is the source of this 846-nucleotide messenger RNA. RefSeq lists its product as uncharacterized. Gene Ontology annotation, cellular component: cytoplasm. The record is from RefSeq and is a predicted model, not a curated record. The coding region runs from base 1 to 846 and encodes 281 amino acids. The transcript is spliced from 7 exons. Gene Ontology annotation, biological process: signal transduction; regulation of GTPase activity. Lineage: Eukaryota; Fungi; Chytridiomycota; Chytridiomycetes; Spizellomycetales; Spizellomycetaceae.
AUGGAAGCACUCGAAAAAGAAAAUAAGGAAGGUGUGGGGAAUCCGAAGACGUUGAAACUGGCCAAGGACAUUACGAGUGCAGAACAAGGAUACCGUCGUGGAAUCCAGGAUUUGGAAGAAAUUCGACAACGUUUCCAAUUAGUACGAGAGCAAACCCAAAAGACAUGCGAACGCGUCGAAUGGGACAGGGUAUUGGCGCUCAAGAACGCUCUAGGAACCUAUACGGAAGCAGAAGGCAAACUCAUGAAAGUCGGUGGAGAAGCUGUGGAUCGAUGCAGCAUUUUCGUGGAAUGCAUGUCGCCCCAAGUCGAUUGUCACUUUUUUGUGGCCGAUUUUAUGAGGAUUUGGCCGGAUGCUACGCCAAUGUAUUAUGAGAGUUACACGCAUGGGAUUGCCAAAGAUAUGGUGUUUGGAGUUCCGCUUGAGACACUUUUGAGAGCUCAUCCCGGGAGUGGGAUUCCAGCUGUUCUGUACAAGUGCGUUCGAGCCGUUGAGGCAAGAGGACUGGACAAGGAGGGCAUUUACCGCGUAUCAGGCAAACACUCGGACGUCCUCGAGCUCAAACUCCGAGUCGAAAAAGACGUGCAUUCCGUCAAUUUGGAAGAUGAGAGUUGGGAUGUACAUGUGAUUGCAGGGUUGGUUAAAAUGUACUUGCGACAAUUACCUGUUCCUGUUUUUCCGUUUCCUGCUAAAGAGCGGACAGAGUAUUCUCAAAUUGCGGAUGAAAAGGAGCGGGUGUUGAGGUUGCGCGCGAGAGUCAAGGCGUUACCUAGGAGCCAUCAUACGGUUCUAAAGUUCUUAGCGGAGCAUCUUGCAAAGUACGUGUUUCCUUAUUACUGUCGUUAA